AUGACACAAAUCACUAUGACAGAAGAUGCCUUCAUGCGAGAACUCGAAAAUUCCCCCAAGUUCAAACGCCUCGAGACAGUGACCAAGGAAGAGACCAUAGUCUGGAAGGAACAAAUCAGUGUGCAAGAUACAGUUCAAGAGCUCGUCAAUAUGACCUUGAGUACAUUGUCCGACCAUGGUCCAAACAAGUUGGUAAAAGAUCGGCUGCGAUAA
Messenger RNA from Penicillium angulare, 213 nucleotides. RefSeq lists its product as uncharacterized. The coding region runs from base 1 to 213 and encodes 70 amino acids. The record is from RefSeq and is a predicted model, not a curated record. The transcript has a single exon. NCBI's taxonomy places the organism in Eukaryota, Fungi, Ascomycota, Eurotiomycetes, Eurotiales, Aspergillaceae.